AUGCAAAAUUCACAUCACCUUGUAUCUAUAUUCAGCGAUCUCAAAAAACUCUACGAAAUUCUUGAUGAAGCUGUUAGAUUUGAAGAUAUUACCACUUUGAAAUAUGCUAUAAAUAACAAAAUGACUAAUUUAAUUGAGCCAAAAAGAAAUAAUUUGAAUUUUAUUAUAUAUGCAGCAAAAGAGAACAAUCUGAACUUUUUUAUAGGUUUCAAUAAACUUGGUCUUUAUAAAGAUUUGGGUCAAUCAGAGCGGAUUCUUUUGGCAUUUUGCGAAAAUGGAAAUCUUGAUGGUGUCAAAUUUGCAUCUCAAUUUGUUGAUUUCAAAUCUUCUGAAAAUGCAUCAACGCAACUCUUAAUUGCAGCCAAUAAUUUCGAUUUUCGUAUAUGUGAAUUUCUUUGCUCUCAACCAGGAAUAAGAAAAAAUAUUAAAGACAAUACAAAUAAAACGCCCUACGAUAUUGUUAAAAAUUCUAGUAAAUACAAUGAUCUUCUUGACAUGUUAGAGAUUCGAAAGGACUUCAAAAUGCUAAACUUACAGUCAUUCUUGGCAUUAUUUUCUCAUCAAUCUCGAAGUCUUAAAGUGUGGCCGGUUUUCGUAGAGGCCAUUUUAGGUUUUACUGAUGAUGAAUUGCUGAAAUUAUUAAAAUUCAUCACUGGAAGUAAAACAUUUAAGCCCGAUUUGCUUUUAAAGCUUGAAAUAAAAUCGAUAUCUGAUCAUGAUGAAAACGAAUAUAGCAAUCCAAUUUCUCAUACAUAUAGCAAUACAUUAGAAUUGAACCCAUUCAAAUCUCCUGAAAUCUUAGGAGAAAAGUUGAAAGUAAUAAUCGAUAUGUAA
Molecule: messenger RNA, 834 nt
Organism: Trichomonas vaginalis G3
Lineage: Eukaryota; Parabasalia; Trichomonadida; Trichomonadidae
Product: ubiquitin protein ligase protein
Exons: 1
Coding region: 1-834 (277 amino acids)
Biological process (GO): regulation of transcription by RNA polymerase II
Molecular function (GO): transcription factor binding; ubiquitin-protein transferase activity
Source: RefSeq, a predicted model, not a curated record